Metschnikowia bicuspidata var. bicuspidata NRRL YB-4993 is the source of this 927-nucleotide messenger RNA. RefSeq lists its product as uncharacterized. Bases 1 to 927 code for a protein of 308 amino acids. The transcript has a single exon. Lineage: Eukaryota; Fungi; Ascomycota; Pichiomycetes; Serinales; Metschnikowiaceae. The record is from RefSeq and is a predicted model, not a curated record.
AUGGACACAAAGGCACACAAACUCCGCCUUCUUUUGGGCCGGGCGCCCGUGCCGGCGCCGGAGCCGGCGCGCAGCGUGUCGCAGGAGGUCUACCGCCGCAAAUUGGCCGCGGACAUUGCCCGAACCAUCAACUUUAUCCGCCAGGCUGACGACGCCAUAGAACGGCUCCAGAAGCAACUCGGGCCCUGGCCGGCUGUCUUCAACGAGUCUGCCGCCCGCACUUCCGAAGGCCCGGCGCUGCCGGGCCCUCCCUGGGGGCUCGAAACCUGCCGCCAGGCGCAUCUUCUAGCGCACUUCGAGGUCUACAAACAGAUGCCCUACCAGCCCAUGAAAAACGACCUGAUCGGCAUAGCCACGGGGCUCACGUUGACCCUGGACGCCGUUGUGCAGCAGGCCGCGGCCGCCGAGACGCUCCGGCGGCAGAACGAGGCCACAACCGCCCAAAUCGCCCACUUGGCCGCGGUCCUCUCGGACUACAAGCGAGCCAACACGCUAGUCUUGGAGCGGGUGCGCGAGCACCCGCGCCGAACGGCCGAAAUGCAGCGGCGGAUCGCGCGUGUCUCGAGCUUCGGCGCUGAGGCUGCCGACAAGCUUGCGCACGUGCAGCGGCUUUCCGACGGGGCAACGGCCCUCGAGGACCGCUUGCACGCGCACUUGCUAGACGUGGUGACGAGGUUGUAUGCCAUGAUGGACUGGGAAAACGCGCACGUGAUGGACGAGGACACCUUCACCAAGAGCAUUGCGGGCUCCGUGCUUCUCGUCAAGCGCUUGGUUUCUUCUGUGGCCGAGGGGACAGACAAAUGGGUGACUGUGCGUCCGGGCACUGCAGAGGAGAGGCUAAUGGAGGUUAUGAUCCGCAACGACCUCUUGUUGCAUAGGGACGACAGGGGGGACUUGGAGGUGCGGUUGCGUGACUACGGGCUCUGA